AUGGCCUCUACUGCCACAGCGGCUGUAGCCUCUUCUUUCUCUACAUCCACGCAACUGUUUAUCCGCACCCGCUUGAAAAACUGGCCUUCUGAUCCUCUUUUUAAACUUGCAACCACACCACCCAAGUUACAAGUUGCAUCAUUAUCUCACUCGCUUGGGUUUGAACAAAUAUCAAUCGGUGCAGUUUCACAGAAGUGGCGGUUGCCGAGGAUAUCGGCUGCGGUGGCGCAGGAGGAGGCGGCUGUCACGGCUCCGGUGGAAGAGGAGCCAGUGGAGGCGGAGAAGAAGCAGGAGGAAGGAGAGGUAGUAGUGUCAACUGGAGGAGAGGCUACUGAGGAUGCUACUGUAAACACCAAGCUUUAUUUUGGAAAUUUGCCAUAUCUUUGUGAUAGUGCACAACUUGCCGGAAUAAUUCAAGACUAUGCUAGUCCAGAGCUAGUUGAGGUUCUUUAUGACAGAGAUACUGGAAGAAGUAGAGGAUUUGCAUUUGUGACAAUGAGCAGCAUUGAAGACUGCAAAGUAGUCAUUGAAAAUCUUGAUGGAAGUGAAUAUGGUGGCAGAACGUUGAGGGUGAAUUUUUCUGACAAGCCUAAACCGAAAGAACCUUUAUAUCCAGAAACUGAGUACAAGCUUUUUGUUGGGAAUUUAGCCUGGACAGUCACAUCUGAGAGUUUGGCACAAGCGUUUCAAGAAUAUGGAAAUGUUGUGGGAGCUAGAGUUCUCUAUGAUGGAGAGACAGGAAGGUCCCGUGGCUAUGGAUUUGUAAGCUAUGCAACAAAAACAGAGAUGGAUACUGCCCUCGAGUCUCUUAAUGGAGUGGAAAUAGAAGGACGGUCAAUGAGGGUUAGCCUAGCACAAGGCAAACGGCAAUAA
Messenger RNA from Ilex paraguariensis (yerba mate), 873 nucleotides. The record is from the annotation of a GenBank genome assembly. Lineage: Eukaryota; Viridiplantae; Streptophyta; Magnoliopsida; Aquifoliales; Aquifoliaceae.